AUGGGUCUUUCGUACAACGUCUACCUGAACGCCAACAAAGUCUUUGGCUGCAAGCAGUGCAAGACUCACCUUGCAGAUCACAACGAUAUUGUCAGCCGGAACUUUCGAGGGCAACAUGGAAAAGCCUAUCUUUUCCACUCGGUGGUCAAUGUGACCGCGACUGAGGCGGUAGAGCGCAACAUGACCACGGGGCGACAUAUUGUUCGAGACAUUUCGUGCCGGCAGUGCCGCGAGGUAGUCGGAUGGAAGUACGACAAGGCCUUUGAGACUAUUGAAAAGUACAAGGAGGGCAAGUAUAUACUCGAGGAGGAACUACUCUGUGUCGUUGGCUAG
Talaromyces rugulosus is the source of this 333-nucleotide messenger RNA. RefSeq lists its product as uncharacterized. The record is from RefSeq and is a predicted model, not a curated record. The transcript has 2 exons. Gene Ontology annotation, cellular component: ubiquitin ligase complex. The coding region runs from base 1 to 333 and encodes 110 amino acids. Lineage: Eukaryota; Fungi; Ascomycota; Eurotiomycetes; Eurotiales; Trichocomaceae.